Molecule: messenger RNA, 819 nt
Organism: Magnusiomyces paraingens
Lineage: Eukaryota; Fungi; Ascomycota; Dipodascomycetes; Dipodascales; Dipodascaceae
Exons: 1
Coding region: 1-819 (272 amino acids)
Source: RefSeq, a predicted model, not a curated record
AUGAAACCUGGAAAAAUCCACCCCAUUAUAACAGAGCCUGCUCUUUGGUCGAAAUAUACCAAAACAGAUAACAAUUCACAUUCAACAAAUGAUACUAAUUUUGACAAAGAUAGUUCUCCAAGUCACUCACCCUCAUCUCUGUGUGAGGAAAAUAUGAAAGAAUUUCCAAUGCCUAUUAAGCAGCAACAUUAUCAAAAAAAUCAGUUGCAACAGUUUGGGUUUCUUCUUGGAGGAACGCCAACACCACUCAACACACCAACAGAAAAUUUAGCCUUUGAUGGAAGUCUGUAUAUAACAGCUAACGAACCAUCUUUAUCCUUGUCCUCAUCAUUGAAAAAAAGAAGAGCCACGGAGCCUGCAAUUUUGGAACAAAAGAGGUUCAAGUCAAAUUCUGUGGCUGGUGAAAAUUUUAUGAAUCUUUCAGAGGUAUCAUCUACAGAUCUUAAUAAUAGACAAUUUCUUACCGAGUCUCAAAAAGAAUCUAUGGAUCACAAUGAGCUAUCUCUGAGAAAAAUACUUGAGAGGAAAAUGGAUCUUUUUUGGGAUCGUUUUGAGACCUGUCACACAAGGGUAUCUCGUUUGGAGGAAUUGAUAACAUUGAUGGAAGAAAUGAUGCAAACAUUUUUGCAAAAGGAAAAAAUGCGAAUUGGAGAUAGACAGGACCAAGAAUUGGAAGUUGCUGAAGAAAAUUCAGAAACAAUUGAUUCAAUUCAGGAAAAGAUUGAAUUUCAAAAAUUGGCAGAAAAAGCAAAUUUACUUAAAAAGACAUUUUCUAAGGCCUUCGACGAUAUAGCCAUUUUGCUUGAAGGUCCCAAAUGA